GUCGCCGCCCCCGUCCCCGCGGGGCUGAGGCUGGGAGGCCCCGCCCCCCGCCCACGAGGAAGUGGCUGCGGCGCCGCGCGGGGCCCAGAGCCGGUUCGGCGCGUCGACUGCCCAGAGUCCGCGGCCGGGGCGCCCCGAGCACAGGAAUUGAGCGGCCAUGGCCUACCACAGCUUCCUGGUGGAACCCAUCAGCUGCCACGCCUGGAACAAGGACCGCACCCCCUUCUCUCCUGCAGAGAUUGCCAUCUGCCCCAACAACCACGAGGUGCACAUCUAUGAGAAGAGCGGGGCCAAGUGGGUCAAGGUGCAUGAGCUCAAGGAGCACAAUGGGCAGGUGACAGGCAUCGAUUGGGCCCCCGAGAGUAACCGAAUCGUGACCUGUGGCACAGACCGCAAUGCCUACGUGUGGACGCUCAAGGGCCGCACGUGGAAACCCACCCUCGUCAUCCUGAGGAUCAACCGGGCUGCUCGCUGUGUGCGCUGGGCCCCCCAGGAGAACAAGUUCGCUGUGGGUAGUGGCUCCCGUGUCAUCUCCAUCUGCUAUUUUGAGCAGGAAAAUGACUGGUGGGUGUGCAAGCACAUCAAGAAGCCCAUUCGUUCCACUGUCCUCAGCCUGGACUGGCACCCCAACAACGUGCUCCUGGCCGCAGGCUCCUGUGACUUCAAGUGCAGGAUCUUCUCGGCCUACAUCAAGGAGGUGGAGGAGCGGCCAGCACCCACCCCAUGGGGCUCCAAGAUGCCCUUCGGGGAGCUGAUGUUUGAGUCUAGCAGUAGUUGUGGCUGGGUGCACGGCGUCUGCUUUUCGGCCAGUGGCAGCCGCAUGGCCUGGGUCAGCCAUGACAGCACCGUGUGCCUGGCUGAUGCCGACAAGAAAAUGGCUGUCGCGACUCUGGCCUCUGAAACGCUGCCGCUGCUGGCCCUGACCUUCAUCACCGACAACAGUCUGGUGGCAGCGGGCCACGACUGUUUCCCGGUGCUGUUUACCUAUGAUGGCACCACAGGGACGCUGAGCUUCGGCGGGCGGCUGGAUGUGCCCAAGCAGAGCUCGCAGCGCGGCCUGACGGCCCGAGAGCGCUUCCAGAACCUGGACAAGAAGGCGAGCUCGGAGGGCAGUGUGGCCUCGGGCGCUGGCCUGGACUCGCUGCAUAAGAACAGUGUGAGCCAGAUCUCGGUGCUCAGCGGGGGGAAGGCCAAGUGCUCCCAGUUCUGCACCACAGGAAUGGAUGGCGGCAUGAGCAUCUGGGACGUGAAGAGCUUGGAAUCAGCCUUGAAGGACCUCAAGAUCAAAUGACCCAUGAGGCAUAGGUGUCCCUCAUCCCAGCUGCUGGGGGAGGGGGUCAGGGAGGCUAAGGAUUGCUUUGCUGAAUGUCUGUAGGGUAGCAGUCUGGGUCCCCCGGGGACUGCUCCAGCCGGGGGGUGGGGGGGAGGGGAAGCUUUUCUGACCUACUGAAGGAACAGGUGCCUUUUUCUUACAAAGAGCUGCUUUCAUUUGUUAAAAACAAGUUCUCAAAGCACUGUGCUGGUCAUGAGCUGCAACAACGUGGGUGUAAUAAAAAAGCAAUCUUAGA
Messenger RNA from Zalophus californianus (California sea lion), 1568 nucleotides. RefSeq names its product actin related protein 2/3 complex subunit 1B (gene ARPC1B). Bases 158 to 1291 code for a protein of 377 amino acids. Lineage: Eukaryota; Metazoa; Chordata; Mammalia; Carnivora; Otariidae. The transcript has 10 exons. The record is from RefSeq and is a predicted model, not a curated record. Gene Ontology annotation, cellular component: Arp2/3 protein complex; actin cytoskeleton. Gene Ontology annotation, molecular function: actin filament binding. Gene Ontology annotation, biological process: Arp2/3 complex-mediated actin nucleation.